CUCAUGAUUGGCUGAACAGACUGGCAAGGUGGUCAAGCGGUAGUGGAAAGGCCGUGAACGUAAACAGACGACAGUGGGAAAUCCUGCAGUUUGUUUGUGUCCCGUCUAUUUCUCUGUAUGAGUUAAGUUCCUUAACAAAACCAACACAACUCUUUGUUGCCACAAAGUGUGGAGCCUCACAGUCAGAGGUCAAAUAUGAGGCUCUACUAUCCUCUUCUGUUCUGCCUGGCAGCAGCUCUGUCGUCUGCCUAUGUGAUUUCAUCUCCACACAUGUGGACCAAACUGAUCCUGACCCACCACUGGCCAAGCACCUUCUGCAGUAUGGAACACUGCCACCCCAACAUUAGCUACUGGACGCUACAUGGACUCUGGCCGGAUAAAGGGAUUGACUGCAAUUCAUCGUGGCAUUUCAACGCUUCUGAAAUAGAGGACCUGCUUCCAGACAUGAUGAAGAGUUGGCCAGACUUGCUUAACCCAUCAUCUACUGGAUUCUGGAAAUAUGAAUGGCACAAACAUGGUACGUGUGCAGCCAGAGCAGCUUCUCUGAAUAGUGAACAUAAAUACUUCAGCAAGGCACUGGAGCUGUACCAUAAAGUGGAUCUGGACAGCAUCCUGAAGAAGUUUGACAUCACUCCUUCAGAGAAAUACUACUCGUUUUCACAAGUUGAAGGAGCCAUAGAGAACUUCUACGGCGUCACACCUAAGAUCCAAUGUGUCCAUCCAAAGAAUGCUGAAUUCCAGAUCUUGGGGCAGAUUGAGAUCUGUUUCAACUCUGACUUCACCCUCAUGGACUGUGAGAGACAUUUUACCAGGGAACCCAUAUCUAAGGGAGACAAUUCCACUGCUGUUAACAAAGUAUCUGGAUUCCUUGUGUGUGAUCACGAUACCCCAGUUUACUACCCACCUCUUAAAUCGCAUACAAGCACAAACUGAAGUGCAACGCACACUACAACACUCCUUUUACAUGCACAAAGACACACAAGCAAAUGUAUUCUUUGUGUACCAGUCAACUGUACUGUACCACACAUGUACACACUAGCUAUCACUUAUUUUCUCUCAGGCUUCACAAUUAACAUAUCUUUAAUGGUAAUUUAUAUCAAGCAGCCUCGUGCAGUCAGUGCAAGAUGAAAAUAUUUUUGAACUGCAUGGAAAUUCUCGCUGGGACAGAUACUUGAAAGCAAUUUUUAAGUGCAUUGUUCUUUUGAUGUGCUGGAAAAACUAGGACGCACACACAUACACACACUCCAAAACUACUUAGUGCUUUAAUGGAAUUACGUCCCUUCCUGACCCUUGCUGGUAGAUGAAUCCUAUCCGCAGCUCACCAGGGCGCAUCACCAGGGUGAGGUCAGGGCAGGGCAGCCAGGCAGACAUUCAGUUUACUGUGGCCUAAUCUUGUUGGCAAAUGAGUGUAGAGCCUUUUCCAAUAUUUUGCAGCCAACUCCUACUUCACGUUAUUUAUUGUGUGGAUGUUUAUUAACUUUAUGGUUAAAAAAAUCAAUAAAUCAAAAUGGCUGUUGUUUUCUUAAUAAUUACAUCACAAUAUGCGUAUUUCUGAGGGCUUUCAGGGCAAGGCCAUUUAUUUGAAACCAACGCUACUGCUCUAUAACAACAUCUUCAUUUUUCAGAUAUUAUAAACUAAUACAUUUAGCUGUCUUCUGAUGUUUGCCAAGUACAUAAACAGUUAUAUAAUGUUGCGCUGCAGGCCUAGCUAGGUCUGUCUUCAUUGCACCAAGAGGACUGUUAGUCACAUGUGAGCUUAAAACCAAUCGUCUAUACAUUACGCACAGACUAGAAAGUAAAUGUAGCAGAUAAAGUUAGGAGUAAAUACUUCAAUUUGUUCUACAUAGUGCAUUUUUACAACAGUGGAACAUUAAAACUUGAGACUUACCACAGCACACAAAAUGUCAAGUUCAACAUACACCAUUGUUGUAUAUAUAGAUAAAAUGCUUGUUCCUCGAGGAUGUAACAUGUUUUUUGGGCAUACUCCCCACUCAUUUGUACUAUGAUUCAUUUCCCUUGGGGCUGUUUGCUGUUGUGCCUUGACAAAUCAAUUCUGUGUUAGCUUGAAAGGUAAAUGACCAGUGUCACAGAGGACAAUUGCUGUGGUUCAAGCUGUGAAAAGAAUUAAAUUGAACAUUUGUAUACUAUUUCUUUUUUUUUUUUUACUGUCAAUAAACCACUCAAUAACUAGUCAA
Molecule: messenger RNA, 2195 nt
Organism: Acanthopagrus latus (yellowfin seabream)
Lineage: Eukaryota; Metazoa; Chordata; Actinopteri; Spariformes; Sparidae
Gene: rnaset2
Product: ribonuclease T2
Exons: 11
Coding region: 196-933 (245 amino acids)
Biological process (GO): RNA catabolic process
Cellular component (GO): extracellular region
Molecular function (GO): RNA binding; ribonuclease T2 activity
Source: RefSeq, a predicted model, not a curated record